Molecule: messenger RNA, 1544 nt
Organism: Eriocheir sinensis (Chinese mitten crab)
Lineage: Eukaryota; Metazoa; Arthropoda; Malacostraca; Decapoda; Varunidae
Exons: 11
Coding region: 37-1188 (383 amino acids)
Source: RefSeq, a predicted model, not a curated record
GAGUACCUGAGAACACUUACACGCGUCGUCUGCAACAUGGAGGUAGGACAAGAGGAGAGGCCCUGCUCCCCCCGCGCACUUUACCGGAUCGAUGAUGACUUGCGGGAGCCGAACGCCAGCCAGUCCUGCAGCCGCCGCUAUAGUGAGGUCGUGAGGGAGUACUUACAGAGGCGGCAACAGCGGGGCGACGAGACGGAUGAACAUAACAUUAAGCCGUCAGAGGUGGUGACCCACCAGGCUGACCACGCGGGGCCCAACGGCGCUACCUACGUCAGCUGGGGCAACCCAGAGACUCCAGGGAUGGUUGCUUCGUGCGUGCAGCCCGUCCCUGUUAUGGAAGACCUUUGUGCAGUACAUGAAGUCCAGGAGGUCCAUUUCCCUCCCCGACUCUCCCCCUUUUCUCCCGUCACUCCGGAGUCGGGUGCAGAGUCCUACACCACGGCAAAGACACACUUGUCCUCACACAUCCCCUCACAGUCUCCUCGGUCCCGGAGUCGCUCUCAGGUACCUGUGGGUGUGGACAGCCUCCAGGCCAAGCAUUGCAAGGCGCCCCUCAUCAACAUCUUCUCUGCGGGUGGAUCUGCUAGGUUUCACACGUUCCGACAUCCGAGGCAGGACGAGGACGACGAUAGUGAUUUUGAACUUCAGCCUCCCCUGCCGAUGAACCUCCUCCAAAGUGGUCGAGUGGACAGCAACGGCAGCUUGAUCACGGAUGGGAUAUCCUACUGUUCGUCCACCCAGUCAUCCGUAUCACCCUCCAGGACCUUCGUGAUCACACCAAGAGCAAUGAAUGACGAAACUGUGGUAAACGAGUGGAGUGUAAUGCGCGACGAGGACUGCCAGGUUGAGGAGAGCCUCAUCAACCCAGUGACUCUGGAUUUUGAGCGGAAUUCAUGCCUGGAAUCUGACCCCAGCCUGUGUGACGAGGAGCACAUCGGGGAGCUGGCCUACCCGCCAGAGGAAACUGACAUCAGCUCAUACAAGCUCAAGUCAAAGUCUCCUCAGUCCUGUGAGAGCGAAGGCUCCUCAAGGUUUUCGUGGUUUUCCUCCACGCGGAAAGCGAGUCGCCAGAACAUAGCAGAGGAAGAUAAAAAGUUACAGCGUCUGCAAGUGUUUUGCUGGGUCGUGGUGGCCGUCGGCUUUCUCCUCCUCGUAGCCUCGGUAUGCCUCUACUUCGUCUUGGAUUAGUGUGGUGCUGAUGAGCUGCAGUUUUGAAGGUUGAAGCUACGUACCCUUUUCGGCUUCCAUCGUUGCCCACACCUCUUGGAUAGCUAUGUAUUACCUAAACAUCACCAUCAGCACCUCGCGCACUGGCCCUCCCACCCACCACCAGCUCCAGGGGAAGGCGUGGGAAAAAUUUGCAGCGGGCUCCAUUUGUGUGUUCUCUUGGCUGCAGGUUGCCCUGAUUUGAUUUCCCAGUGAAGUAUUAUUUUCCCCUGAAAGUUUUUAGUAAUUUUGAUUGCUAAACUAUUUCUUACUCCAAUUAAAACUAAUUAAAAGAAGUUUUAUAUUUUAAGCGAGCAAAGAAAAUGUAGUGUAGACGU